AAUUUCGGGCACAGAAUAAGUUAGGGGCCGACGCAAGCGGCAAGGAAGCGAUGGAACAAGUCGGCGCCAAGUUGAUGGACAUGAGCAUCCCGCUCGACGUUGCAGCCUUGGACGAGGUCGUCAUGUGCAUGCAGAACCCCAACAGCCCCCACAUUGCGAUCGCCAACCAGAUCAUGGUGGCCUUCCAGAACCACCAGGACUCGUGGACCCGCGUCUCGCAGAUCCUCGAGACGUCGACGUACCAGCCGACCAAGUACUUUGGUCUCCAGGUGCUCGAAGAUGCGAUCAAGUACAGAUGGUUCGCCAUGCCCAAGGACCAGCGGGAAGGCAUCAAGCAGUACAUUGUCGGCAAGAUCCUCACGAUGUCGGCGGACGAGGCCACGCUGCGCAAGGAACGCCUCUUCAUCAACAAGAUGAACCUCGUGCUCGUCCAGGUGCUCAAGCACGAGUGGCCGCAGAACUGGCCGUCGUUCAUCACGGACAUUUGCACGUCGAGCCAGACGUCGGAAGUGCUUUGCGAGAACAACAUGCUCAUCCUCAAGCUCCUCAGCGAAGAGAUUUUCGACUUUUCCAAGGACCAGAUGACGGAGAAGAAGACCAAGGGUCUCAAGGAGAGCCUCAACCACGAGUUUAUCCAGAUCUUCAAGCUCUGCGAGUUUGUCCUGGACAAGUCGACGCACAUCCCGCUGCUCACGAUCACGCUCCAGACGCUGCUCCGGUUCCUCUCGUGGAUCCCGCUCGGCUUUGUGUUUGAGACGUCGCUCAUCGAGACGCUCGUCAAGAAGUUUCUCGGGACGCCGGCCUUCCGCAACGACACGAUUGCGUGCUUGAGCGAGAUUGCCAACCUCAGCGACGUGCCGCCGUCGUACGACGCGGUCUUUGUGCAGAUGUACAUUGGCGUCCUCACGGAGCUCACGCGCCUCGUGCCCGUCGGCCAGUCGUUCGAGCGCAUCUACAACCACGACAGCGUCUUUGUGCAAGGCCUCUCGCUCUUCUUCACCAACUUUUUCCGCCACCGGAUCCAGGUCAUUGAGCGUCCGAUCGUCCGCGCCAACGACGAAGCGCACGUGGCGCUCCUCACGGGCUUUUCGUACCUCGUGUCAAUCUCCGAAGUCGACGACGACAACAUCUUCAAGAUCUGCCUCGACUACUGGCACCUCUUUACGCGCGACUUGUACGCGGUGGACCAAAACCAGAUGCAGCAGCAGUCGCACCAUAGCAGCUCGGUGCUCUCGCUCUCGUCCAAGCGCGAGGACGAGCCGAUCACGCGCAAGGGCCUCUUGGCGCCGAUCCUCUCGCGCGUCCGCGUCGUCAUGAUCUCCAAGAUGGUCAAGCCCUCCGAGGUGCUCAUCGUCGAGGACGAGAACGGCGAGAUUGUGCGCGAGACGACCAAGGACACGGAGGCGCUUUCGCAGUACAAGACGAUGCACGAAGGCCUCGUGUACCUCACGCACCUCGACUAUGACGACACGGAGAACAUCAUGCUCGAGAAGCUCACGGACCAAGUCGAGGGCAACGGCUGGUCGUGGAACAACCUCAACACGCUCUGCUGGGCGAUCGGGUCCAUUUCCGGCGCGAUGAGCGAAGAGAACGAGAAGCGUUUCCUCGUCACGGUCAUCAAGGACCUCCUCGGGCUCUGCGAGAUGAAGCGCGGCAAGGACAACAAGGCGGUUGUCGCCUCCAACAUCAUGUACGUGGUCGGCCAGUACCCGCGCUUCCUCCGCGCGCACUGGAAGUUCCUCAAGACGGUCGUCAACAAGCUCUUUGAGUUUAUGCACGAGCUGCACCCGGGCGUCCAGGACAUGGCCUGCGACACGUUUCUUAAGAUUUCGCAAAAGUGCCGGCGCAAGUUUGUCGUGCUCCAGCCCGCCGAGCCGUACCCGUUUGUGGAGGAGCUCCUCAUGGACUUGCCCAAGACGGUGAGCGACCUCCAGACGCACCAGCUGCACACGUUUUACGAGGCCGUCGCGUCGAUGCUGGCCGCCGAGAACGUGCCCGCGCGCAAGGACACGCUCCUCGCCGAGCUCAUGAAGCUCCCGAACCAGGCGUGGACCAGCAUCAUGCAGCAGGCGGCGCAGAACGUCGAGAUCCUCUUUGACAGCACGGUCGUCAAGGAGAUUGUCAAGAUUAUCCGCACGAACGGCAACGUGUGCAAGGCGAUUGGGCCCAACGGCUUCAACUCGCAGAUGGGCCAGAUCUUCCAGGACCUCCUCAACGUCUACCGCACGUACACGCACCGCAUUGCGAUGGCGGUGCAGCAGGGCGGCGAAACCGCGACCAAGUCGUCGGAGGUCCGCCUUCUGCGCUCGGCCAAGAAGGAGAGCCUGCGCCUCUUUGAGGCCUUUAUCGAGCACUCGUCGGCGGACGAGACGGGCCGGAAGACGCUGUCGCACCACUUUUUGCCCGCGCUCCUCGAGGUGGUCCUCUCGGACUACAAGACGACGGUGCCGAGCGCGAAGGAGGCAGAAGUGCUCACGCUCCUCGCGAUGACCCUCAACAAGCUCAAGGCGUCGAUCGCGCCGUCGGCGCCGAGCAUGCUCGAAGCAGUGUUCGAGUGCACGCUGCAGAUGAUUACGCGCAACUUUGAGGACUUUCCCGAGCACCGCGUCAACUUUUUCAAGCUGCUCAAGGCCGUCAACGACUACUGCUUUGAAGCGCUCUUUACGAUCCCGCCCGAGCACCAAAAGCUGGUCGUCGACUCGAUCGUCUGGGCCUUCAAGCACACGGAGCGCAACGUCGCAGACACGGGCUUGGAAACGCUGUACGCGCUCCUCCUCAACGUGCGCGAGAGCCCUGUGAUCGCGGCGAGCUUUUACCGGUCGUUUUACCUCUCGCUGCUCCAGGACAUCCUUGUCGUGCUCACGGACCGCCUGCACAAGUUUGGCUUCAAGAUGCACGCGGCGAUCUUGCGCCACAUGUUUACGAUCGUCGAGUCCAACCAGGUGGCGAUCCCGCUCUGGGAGUCGCUCCCGAACCCGCCGCAAAUGGGCCCGAACCAGACGAACGCAGCCUUCCUCAAGGAGUAUGUGGCCAACAUGAUUGGCACGUCGUUCCCCAACAUGUCGUCGAACCAAGUGCGGCUCUUUGUCGUCGGCUGCUUUGACCUCGGGAAGGACCUCGCGCACUUUAAGAAGCACCUGCGCGACUUCCUCGUCAACGUCAAGGAGUUUGCGGGCGAAGACAACGCCGACCUUUUCUUGGAAGAGAGCCUCGCGAUGACGCAGCAGCAGCUCGAGAUGGAGCGCGCGUCGCGCCUCGCCGUGCCCGGCCUCAUCCACCCGAGCGAACGCCCCGACGACAUGUCGGACCUCUAGGUUUCUUUUUUGAUGACGGCGACCAGCAAUAAACUGUGUGUGAUUUUCCCUCG
Molecule: messenger RNA, 3367 nt
Organism: Saprolegnia parasitica CBS 223.65
Lineage: Eukaryota; Oomycota; Saprolegniomycetes; Saprolegniales; Saprolegniaceae
Exons: 7
Coding region: 51-3314 (1087 amino acids)
Biological process (GO): ribosomal small subunit export from nucleus; protein export from nucleus; ribosomal large subunit export from nucleus
Cellular component (GO): cytoplasm; nucleus
Molecular function (GO): nuclear export signal receptor activity; small GTPase binding
Source: RefSeq, a predicted model, not a curated record